AUGCUCCUCGCUUUGCGCGGGUCCACAAAAGUGCAAAAGUAUGGGGCUACAGUUAUUCGCUCUUCGUGUAUUUGCUGCGCUCGCUAUCUGCAUGCAUAUGUUGAAGACGUGGAUCAGCCACGUAAAUCUCGCGCAUACCUUCGGGAGCCCCCUGGAUUUGUUGCUGCGCAUCGGUGGAUGCUUCACAGAGCCGCAAAUGAUAACCUCCAGAAUUUACUAUUUCAUGGGGAACAAAAAGAUCGGGCGCCUGGAGUGGAAGGGAACUUCCUUUCUUCGGCCGUUCGGGCAAAUUUGUCUGGGUCCCCUGUCAAAGACAACCUUACAUACCCAAUAAUUGACACACCCAUAACUUGCCACCCAAGCAUGAAAUUCCUUUCCAGUCAACUGAUACGUGUUGAUAAUGCCAUAUCCGGAUGGGAACCGUGGGACGAGGAAAAAUCAGCGGCCAGUGACGUUGACAGAUAUGGUUGUCAAGCGGACAGUGGCGGGUUGCAUCGAAGUUGUCGCUUCAACUGCGUAGUUCCCACUUCCUACCAUACUAGGACUGACAACUCCGUUCGUCUUGUAUCGGUCUUGCGUGCAGCAUCUGCUCGUCACAUGGCGCCGACAUCCUCAGGUAUCUCCAAAUCAGUCUUCAAGCCCCGACACCCAGUCUAUCUGGCUGCCUUCAGUGACCUCACUCUGCAGCAAGCAGGACAAGAAGCUGCUCUUGCUCUCACACUGGACUCGCUUGGCAUUGUUGUGCUGUGUCUCAGAAACAAGAAUUUAAGAUACAAGCACACUUUCGGCUAUGCACCUCUGGUGAUCCAAGGCUGCUGCGGCGGGAUGUGCAGGGGUUGGUAUCGUCCUGAGUCAUCGGACGAAGUAUCCCUGCUUGACUGGAUACCCGUUGAUAGUCGCCUUUGUGCGGUUCGUCUGGCAACGUCUGUGAAGGAGUCUCACAGGCGGCAAGUUGAUAGAUGUAUGUUUACCGUGUCUGCCUAUGCCCCUACUGACUGUAGCUCCGACAUUGUGGUGGUUGCCGGAGAUAUGAAUGAGCAAGUGGGCAUGAUCAGUGUAUCUGAGACCCAAUUAGGUGGCCGACAUGCUUUGAACUCGAUCCGGAAGUUAGACGAACUUACCAGAAUCAUCUCCUCCAAAUAUGUGAACUCAUAUUAUGAAGAGAUUGCCACCUCUUUGCAUAGUGCUGAGAAUUUCGCCUGUGGCACGGCACUAUCAGGCGCACUCAAGCAGACCAAACGGUGGCACUGCUUAAAUCCCGGCGGCCCGGAGCAUAACUUGAAGCGGCCAAUUACCAGACGUCAAGUGAAGAGGAGUGUGCAAGCCGACCGUGAAGUGUGGUCGGCCGGUAAUGCCCGAAGAUUAUUUAGCUUGAUCCGUGCGACCGGGCCCCGGAAACCACCUGUGAGCGAAGCUAUCAAUGGUCGGAAUGUCGCUGACAUUCCUCUUGUGGACCGCCGCUUGUACGAAAACUUAUCUCGAAUGGGUUUUGACCAACUGACUCCUGUACAGCGCCAUGCCAUUGGGCUUUUGUGUACUGAGGAUGUGACAGAAGUUCCCGGUGGCGAAGCUAGCUACCAGCGAGUGACUGGUAGGUAUGAUCUCAUGGCUGCCGCUCAAACUGGGUCUGGGAAAACUCUGGCCUACCUAAUCCCAAUGGUCAACCGCUUGCUGCGCGUCUAUCCUUACGAAGCUAUGCAGUCGCUUCUCGGACAACCCUCCUGCCAGUUCCCAUCCGGACUUAUUCUUGCUCCCACAAGGGAGUUGGUUCAACAGAUACUCUCCGAGGUCACGAAGUUAUCUUACCGUACGUUCCUGCGACCAGUCGGUAUUUACGGAGGCGAACGCCCAGUUCGGCAACUUCAUCAGAUUUCGCUCGGUUGUCACGUGGCGGUUGCAACACCCGGGAGGUUACUGGACUUUCUGCGCCAAGGUAAACUGCUGCUCAGUCAUUGCAGAUCGCUAGUGUUAGAUGAAGCGGACCGGAUGUUGGAUAUGGGCUUUGAGGAACAGAUACGGGAAAUUCUUGAAUCACCAGAACACUGUAUGCCCAAGCCACAGGAGUCGGAACGACAGACGUGCUUGUUCAGUGCCACUUUCCCACGGGAGGUGUCGUUAUUGGCAAGGAAUUUUCUUCGGGGUUCGAGAUGCAUCUCAUUAACUUUGGGUGGUCAAGAUGCUGGUGUUGUCGUUCCGGAAUGGGGUAAGUCCACCGGUCGGGGAACAGACCUCAGCAGUCUCACGCGGAUCGUUCCUCGGGAGAUUAGACAACGGAUCGAGUUUGUCCCGAGCUCCUCAGUUCAGACCUUGCAUUCCCAUCUUCUUGACCUUGUGCGAAGACUGAUUUCGGGUGGCGAGCAAUCAGCCGAGGAGGGUGCAUUGAAUCAGGUUUUAAUAUUCUGCAACACCAAGCGCGAGGUUGAUGAAGUCGAUGCAAGGUUGUAUCAGAAUGGUGUGAAAUCCGCUUCGAUUCAUGGAGACAAAUCCCAGCCACACCGUUCCCGAGCUUUGGAGUUGUUUCGUCGUGGUACGGUUCAAGUGCUUGUUGCAUCCUCUGUCGCAGCACGGGGUCUUGAUAUACCCCAUGUUACUGCUGUGAUCAACGUGGGCUUUCCAGUUGAGAUCGACGACUAUGUUCAUCGGAUCGGUCGAACAGGUCGAAUGGGCCGGGCUGGAGAGGCUAUCACCGUUUUGAAUCAAACACUACUGGAUAAAGCAUCUCGUUCUGUUGCUCGUGGAGUACUGCGUGUUUUGCAAUCGUCAAUGGGGGACACUGAAGCCAAUAUCCCAGAACCUGUGUUGUCUUUCGCCUGUCUAAAUCCAAAUGACUUUGAUGAGGAAGAGCCCCGCUUUACUGCUCGUAGGUCUUCCCAGUCCAAAUGGACUUCACCGCAUCGUUCCAACCGAUAUUCUGGCUUCGGUGACAAAAAACGAUCAUUUGGAUCCUUAGAUGAAUUGUCCAGGAGGUACACUUGAACUGCUCAGUGCCUGCAAUAUAUGUAGAUUUUAUCCUUCUCUUCUUCCCACUCUAAUGGCCGUCACACUGUGUGACAUAAUUUACACCUACUUCCGGUUUCUGUUAGGAAGUGUUGCACUUUCAUCUUAGGAAACCGUCACCCUAUCUUCAUAGCGAGACAAAUUAUCCUUUAAAUGUCUUUCCAUAUAAAGCAAACAAACGAGAAGAGUUGUAACUGACGGAUGCAAUGACUUUCCUACGAAAAACCGCUAGGAAACUCAACAAACACAUCCAUUUUGAGCCGAUAGAUAAUUGGAAAAUGUGUACCUUUGACAAGGGCUUUAGUAUAG
This is a messenger RNA of Opisthorchis viverrini, 3306 nucleotides long. RefSeq lists its product as hypothetical. Lineage: Eukaryota; Metazoa; Platyhelminthes; Trematoda; Opisthorchiida; Opisthorchiidae. Bases 1 to 2976 code for a protein of 991 amino acids. The transcript has 12 exons. The record is from RefSeq and is a predicted model, not a curated record. Gene Ontology annotation, molecular function: ATP binding; RNA helicase activity; RNA binding. Gene Ontology annotation, cellular component: nucleus.